AUGGAGCCAGCAGAGAUCAGAUUCUCUCUACAGAGACCUCUACAGCACACAGAUCCAGACAUGGCUCCUACAACCACUGCAGCAAUGACCAACUCUCAGGAGCAUCUCACUCUGACCCACAAGCUCAGAAAACCUCUGGUGGAGAAGUUACGCAGAGAGCGAAUCAACAGCAGCAUUGAGCAGCUCAAGUCUCUCCUGGGUCCAGAGUUCCUCAAACAGCAGCCAGACUCCAAGCUGGAGAAAGCAGACAUCCUGGAGAUGACAGUUUGUGUCCUGAGACGACUGCAGCAGCAGAAUCAAGCUGUGGACUCAGCAGCUGUCAAUCAGGGCUACUCGAGGUGUGUUCAAGAGGUGACACACUUCCUGUCCAAAGAGCAGAUGAAGACACAAUCCCAGAGAAGACUGCUGAACCACUUCAACAAGCUGCAGUCUUCCUCUGAUAACAACCUGAGAGAGGCUGACUUCUCUCCUCUGAGCUCCACAGUCCAGACCAGCAUCACCACAGACAAGAGUCCAGUCAACAGCGCCCCCUGGAGGCCGUGGUAGACACCGACAGACUGGAGUUACUACUAGACAAACUGAGAACACCAUAUUGGUCAAAGAUUACUGGAACUGAAUUAUACUGAAUUCUUUGAAAUUUCAUGAACUUCUUCUUCUGUUUGUACAGAAGGUUUUAUUUUGUAUUUUGAUUUUUCUUUGUGCAAGAUGACAUUUCCUGAGGAAAUGACAGCAACAAUAUCUUUCAAUUUAAGAAAGAGAACAUCUUGUCAUGCAUGUUGCAUGAAACAAAUCUGAUAUAUAAUGCUAUGGUAACUGUUGUUAUCUUCUGAAUGUUAUUCAUCAUGUUGAUCAGAAACUUACUUUCACUGCUAUUUCUAAGUCGAUAUUGCCAUAAUGGACUUUAUCUCACUUUAAUCUUUGUGAUUACUCAAAACUAAUCUGUUCUUAGAUCCCGAUGUUUAUACUUUGUUUCUAAAGGUUUGCUUAAUGUCACAAUUCUCCUGUGAUACUUUUAUGGCUCACUGCACAUCAUGAAGAUGUGCAUGGGGAUAUUUGUUACCUCUUGAUAGGUACUGAUGACUCUGAAUUCAUCAAAAGUCUUUAUUGUUCUUUGUUAAGGACAUUUUGUCAUAGUGGAGUUUCCUCCCAUUAUGUGGUUAUUGAAAAAUGGACAGUUUUAAGAUCAAUAUGUUUCUCCUUUUACUGUAAAAGGUUUGAUUUUUGGUGUAAUAUUUACAACUAUUAAUUUAUUAGAUAUUAUGAACAAUGUGAUCUGUUGUAAGAUCACUAUCCUGUAAUUUGUUCAUAAUGUGCAAAUAUUUUAAUCCAUUUGUGAAAGAAAUCUCAAAGUUCAGUGAGAAUUGUGUCCUCAAAUAUUAUAAUAUGUUUGUCUUUUAUAAAGACAGUUGUUCCUUUACUCUCUGUGAGUACAGUGUGUCUUGUAGAGAUCUACAAGUUGUUGUUGUGAUGUGUCAUCACCUCUAGCUGAAACUUUCAUACUUUGUGGCUCAUUGUGCCUUGUUGAAUAAACAAACAAUGCAUCUUGAAA
This is a messenger RNA of Centropristis striata (black sea bass), 1549 nucleotides long. RefSeq names its product transcription factor HES-5-like. The transcript has 2 exons. Gene Ontology annotation, cellular component: nucleus. Gene Ontology annotation, molecular function: protein dimerization activity; DNA-binding transcription factor activity, RNA polymerase II-specific; RNA polymerase II cis-regulatory region sequence-specific DNA binding. The coding region runs from base 1 to 546 and encodes 181 amino acids. Gene Ontology annotation, biological process: regulation of transcription by RNA polymerase II; anterior/posterior pattern specification; regulation of neurogenesis. NCBI's taxonomy places the organism in Eukaryota, Metazoa, Chordata, Actinopteri, Perciformes, Serranidae. The record is from RefSeq and is a predicted model, not a curated record.